AUGGACCCCGACGCCGGAAUCCCCGCCGAACCCGCGCCCUCCGUCUUCAACUACGUACUCUCCUUCCUACUCGUCGGCGUCGCAUGGGGCUUCACAACCCCCUUUAUCCGCCGCGCAGCAGCAGACUUCAACGCCCGCCAAGAGAAACAAGCAAACGAAUCAGACUCCCCAGGUCUGAGAAGAGGCCGCUUGCAAGAUACGCCGCAAACCGGCUUCACGGACGCAGGCGAGGAACAGGAAUUGCUCUCUCGGGAAGAAGACGGUGUGCGGAGACGGAGUACGAGUCGCAGUGAACUAAACCGGAAACCGAAGACCGCAGAUGCAGACACGGGCCUGGAUAGCGGGAUUACUGGACCGAGUGGUUUGAGUCGCGAUACCGCGGACGAUCAGGAAGACGCAGAUGAGGACCAAGACGAUCUACCCACGCCGGCGUGGAGACGUGGUGCCCUGUGA
Molecule: messenger RNA, 453 nt
Organism: Penicillium mononematosum
Lineage: Eukaryota; Fungi; Ascomycota; Eurotiomycetes; Eurotiales; Aspergillaceae
Exons: 1
Coding region: 1-453 (150 amino acids)
Source: RefSeq, a predicted model, not a curated record